AUGUCGAAGGGGAUCGCAUUACAAUUUAGAAAUAAAUUUAACAACGUUCAAAAUUUAAUAGACCAAGAAAAAAAACCGACCGAAAUUGCUUAUUUGAAAAACGGAAGACAAUGGAUUCUAUACCUCAUAACAAAAAAUAAAUAUUACGACAAACCAGCAUACACUAACAUUUUUAGCACAUUAACUAAUACUAGGCAAUUUUGUAUAGCAAAUAAUAUUACUACCUUAGCACUACCCAAAAUUUGCACUGGACAAGACAAAAAGGAUUGGAACGUUAUUUCUACCAUGAUUAAGUUUAUUUUUCAAGACACGCAAAUAAAAAUUUUAAUAUGCCUACUGCCGAGCAACGACAAUGAAAAUAAAUAUUAUAAAAACAAUGAUUCCCAAACUACUAAUAUUACGAUAGGUAAAAAUUUUAAUAACACGAUCAGUGAUAGUUUAAAGAACGAAAUCGCACUAAUAGCUGGCUCAUUCAUAAAAACGAAAGACGUACCCGGAGACGGUGAUUGUGGUGCCCACGCACUACGAAUAUGCUUGAAACAACAUGGUAUAUAUAGAAAGACGGUAGAAUUAUUAAAUAUGCUCGGCAUUCCUAAUUGCAAAUCUGGCUACUAUUUUAAAAAUGACGAUCUAGCAUUUAUCUGUGACCAAUUUAAUUUAAAUUUAUAUUUAAUACACGAAGAUUCCGAACAUACAAAUGCCAUAAUAUACUGGAAAUCAAAUAGGAAAAGUAUAGGGAUAUUCGAAAAAGAUUAUAAUUGGACACCAGGAAUUAUCACAAAAAUAUAUAAACCACUUCAAUUCAAUAAAAUAAUAAUAAACACAGUUUUUCCCGACUUUAAUACUGUAGAAAAAAAUGUAGACCAUUUCUUAUACGAAUGUUUCGAUCGCUUAAAAUUAUCACAACAAAACACAAUAGAAAAAAAUAAAACCGGCAACAAUUUUAAAACUGACAAAUCAACAAUAUGGUACUCACAAUUUUGCCAAGACUGCGAAUAUUUGUCCACAACCAAGGAUGUACUAGACGACCACGAUGACAAAGAAGAGUAUUGGAGUGAGGGGGGAAACGUUAUGUUUUGUGAAAUAUGCGGAAACUACAUAAGAGAAUAUCGGAAUCGGCCCAUAAAAGAAGACGAGAAAGCCAUAGAAACCAAAAAUCAGCUAAUUCAACACAAAAACGAAAUUAAAAUCAAAAAUCAAAAUACAAGCGUAGAUUCAGACACAGACCGGAAACAAAGAGUGCUGUCCAUAAAAAUAAAACUAGACGGCAACGAACAAAAUGCAAUAAUAGACACAGGCUCAAAUCUAUCAUGUAUAGAUUAUUCCCUAGUUAAAAAUAAACAAGAAAUUAAACCCAAAGAACAAAUAAAAAUAACAGGCGCAGAUAAUAAUGAACUAAUACAAAAAGGAACAACAGAAGUAACAAUUACAAUCAAUACACUCAAAUAUAAAAUCAAAGUAUACGUCAUUGAAGGACUAAGUUGUAAACUACUAUUAGGAAACGAUUUUAAUAUCAAAUACAACAUAAUAAUCAAUUUUAAAAAUAAAAAUAUAAAAAUCGAAAACAAUUCUAUAAAUAUGGACGAAAUAUGGUACGAACACAAUAGAAGUCAUAACAUAAAUAUUUUUGCUACUGGAAGCAUUAUGUGUAAAAAUCAAAAUAAUGAAACUGAAAUAAAAGACGAUCAAGGCACAAUAAUAAACAUUUCCAAGGAGCUAAAUAUUGAUCAACGCGUAAAAGCAUGUAAAUUGAUAAAAAGGUUUAAACAUUUAUUUACAUCCGACCCAUUAAACAUAGGGUGUGCAAAUGUGGAGCCCUGCGAAAUAAACUUAAAAUCCGACAAACCCAUAUUCCAGCCACCAUACAGAACACCCCCAAUUCAAAGAGAAAAACUGAAGAAAUUAAUCAAUAAAAUGAUAAAAGCCGACAUUAUCGAACCAAGCCGAAGUAAUUACGCGGCACCAGUAUUUUUAAUUCCGAAAAAGGAAAAAGGCGAAUACAGAUUUCUAGUAGAUUAUAGGAAAUUAAACAAUGAAACAAUUAGUGACAAACACCCUAUACCUAGGUCACAAGACCUUUUUAGAAGCUUAAAGGGAGCAAAAUACUACAGUACCACACAUAUUAAUACUUAA
Macrosiphum euphorbiae (potato aphid) is the source of this 2133-nucleotide messenger RNA. The record is from the annotation of a GenBank genome assembly. Lineage: Eukaryota; Metazoa; Arthropoda; Insecta; Hemiptera; Aphididae.